AUGCCUGGAUAUGGGAUUGAUGAGACUGGGAUUGAUUACGGGCCUGUUCUCUGCUUUGAGUCGUUCAACAACUCAUGUGUUAAAUUUGUCUACCCGUCUGAGAUUCAGAUUUUGUUCUAUUUGUUCUUCAGUGCCUUAGCGCUUAUCACAGUAUGUGGAAACCUGCUGGUCAUCAUUGCCAUCAUUCAUUUCAAGCAGCUGCACACGCCAACAAACUACCUCCUCCUGUCACUGGCUGUGGCCGACCUGCUCAUCGGAGGCUUUGUGAUGCCUCCCAGCAUCCUGCGCUCUGUUGAGACUUGCUGGUACUUGGGAGACACGUUCUAUCGCUAUUAUGCUGUGUGUCACCCGCUUCAGUACCGGAAUAAAAUCACACCGCCCGUUUCCCUCAUUAUGAUUUCCCUAUGCUGGUGUCUGGCAGCUUUUGUUGGAUUUUCUAUGGUAUUUCUAGAGCUCAACAUUUUGGGUUCAGAGGAGUUUUAUUUUGAUAAUAUAGCUUGUAAGGGAUCAUGCGUUAUUUUUCAAACCAGAGCAGCCAGCACCAUUUCCUCAUUUCUUGCUUUUGGACUUCCUGCAAUAAUUGCUGUCUGCAUAUAUCUAAAAAUUCUCCUUGUUGCACGAAGACAAUCAAAGUCUAUACAGCAUUCAUCACACGUGGGCAAGAAAACCAGCAUGUCUAUGAAUAAAACUGAGGGGAAGGCAACAAAAACACUGGCAAUCAUCAUGGGGGUAUUUUUUGUGUGCGUUUCACCAUUUUUCUUCAGUAAUCUAGUAAAUCCGUAUCUUGAUCACACAAUAUCACCGGCUGUUUUUGAUGUUUUGUUGUGGAUUGGAUAUUUUAAUUCUCUAUGUAACCCUUUUGUGUAUGCAUUCUUUUAUAGAUGGUUUAGAAAAUCUCUAAGAAUUAUUCUUUUGGCCAAAAUAUUUCAAGUUAAUUCUUCGCAACUUGACUUGAUGGAAAGACAAUGACAAUUAUUUUGUAAAUAAUAU
This is a messenger RNA of Pimephales promelas (fathead minnow), 990 nucleotides long. Lineage: Eukaryota; Metazoa; Chordata; Actinopteri; Cypriniformes; Leuciscidae. The record is from RefSeq and is a predicted model, not a curated record.